Trichogramma pretiosum is the source of this 5941-nucleotide messenger RNA. RefSeq names its product ataxin-2 homolog. Gene Ontology annotation, molecular function: mRNA binding. Gene Ontology annotation, cellular component: cytoplasm; nucleus. Bases 933 to 5255 code for a protein of 1440 amino acids. The transcript is spliced from 16 exons. The record is from RefSeq and is a predicted model, not a curated record. Gene Ontology annotation, biological process: negative regulation of translation. NCBI's taxonomy places the organism in Eukaryota, Metazoa, Arthropoda, Insecta, Hymenoptera, Trichogrammatidae.
GGCAACGUUUGCCGUCCGGCGUGCCGAUUCACGCUCUCUGUCGUAUCAAUCGAAUUUUGACUGUAUUUUGAGCAAGUUCAAGCACGCCGCGCUUAUUGAAAGGCUAUUUAUUCGAUUGCUACUUAACGCUAUUUUACGACGUUUAUCUUUAUAAGCGCAUACCCAACGGAGCCGUGUUAGUUGCGAAUCUCGCUACCCUUCGUUCACGACAUAAAGACGUUUUCUUAUAAACCGAAAGGAAAAUCGACAGAGACUGCGAGAUCCGUCGCGCAGCUUCUUCAACGGCAUUUAUAAGGAGCAACAUUUUAUUUAGCAUCAGCAUAGAGCAGCAGGCGUCAGAGCAUAUUAGCGAUCCGUAAGACGGAGAGAGAGCCGAUGCGAUAUUAUAGUAUAAGCAGAGUGUCCUUAGUCUGCUCUUCAAAGAUAUUUGAACAUAAACAACGCGAGAGACAGUCCUAUCUCUGUCCACGUUGUAUACAGUAUAAUACAUUGGAAUAAAAAUAUUAUAACGCUCUCGGCACGCCGCUAUUAUAAUACAAUUAAAAUCACUCGCGUAUUAUAUGUAUUUAUCAUACAUAUAAUAAACUGACAAUUUCGUAUUAUAAAAUCGAAAUUCGGCAAAUUUCGAGAUCUAUCACGUAUAUGAGAUAUACAGAUUGUACACAGGAGCCAUCGACGUUCUAAGUUAAUAAUUAUUGUUCAGGAAUCGAUUCGAUAAAUUCAAUUUCUCUCUCUCUUUCUUUCGGUUGUUUCGUUUUCACUUUUGUGUGCUGUUACCAACAAAACCGAAAGACUCUUCCAGAGCGAGGAAGCUUAAAACCUAAUCUCGUGAUCCUUAAAAAUCAUCCAUCAGAUUCGGACGAAAAAGUAAAUCUAAUAAAGUGGCUGUGAAAAAGUCGUCAAACGAGCGUCGCAAGAGCGUGCGCGUCAAAAUGAGUCUGAAGCAAACGUCAAACGCCGUAGCAAACACACUCAGAUUAUUGAGCCUCAUCCAUCAGCGACCGCAGCUUCAGCAUCAGCAGCAAGAAAAACAGCAACAGCAGCUUCAGUAUCAACAGCAAGAAAAUCAGCAACAGCAGGUAAACCGUCGGAAGCGCAAACGUCAGGGGAAACGACGUGCGCGGACGUCUGGUCAGCAGCAGCAGCAGCAGCAGCAGCAGCAGCAGCCGCAGCAACCGCAGCAAGAACAGCCGCAGCAGAAGAAGCAGCAGCAGAAAAAGCAACAGCGACACCGCCGACAACGACGUCGAUCACGGGUCGGUCCAAGGGGUGCACCGAAGCUCGAUUUGACCCUAGCUCAGCAAACCAAACCUUAUCAUAGGAUUAAGCGUGCGGCUAAGGAUCAACCCCGACCCAUUAGCUGGCUCGCUUUUCGAGACGACGCGAUUAUCUCUAUGUCGAUCGGCGGUGAAGUAACCGACGCCUCGAUCGUCGAGGUUGGCCGCUCGAGACCUCAAUACCAGUACAGCCGAGAGGAGCUCAUGAAAAUCAAGUUGCUACCCAGGUCCAAUCGCAAACCCGACUGCCUUGAUUCCAGCUAUUUCAACGCCCGUGGGGUUUGGGACCCGGAACGCUGGCACGAGUCGCGUGGACGAAACGAGCGAUCCGUCACCAGCUCGAUGGUGUCCUCGAACACGUCCGGAAUCGGCACGAACAGCGAUGACAGCACAAAGCCGCGACGCAGUGGUGACCCUCGCGAGAGGAUUCGCAAAGAACAGGACGGCAUCGUCCUAAGUCCCCAACGUCGGAGCUUUAAUUCUGGCUGCUUUGUUAACGUCACGGAGGCUAGCGCGACAACCGUCACCGUCAAGCGUUCAGUUAGCCCCAUCGGCAAAGCUGACGUCAGACUGUCUGCAGAGCUGAGCCAUCGUGACGCUACCAGGCGCAUCGGGAGCGGGCGUAUUCUCACUCGAGACCUCUCUCGUGACAUGUGGGACUUCCGGAGUGACGCUGAAAAGCAUGAAUCGGAUUACGGCUACAGAUCGAGCGAUCGUGAUCGCGACCGAAACAUCGGUGGUGGAUUGCGUGAUCGCGAUCGUGAUCGAGAUCGCGAUGAUCGCUUUGAAAGGCGUUCCUUUGGUCGCGAUUACGACCGUGCCGGAGAUCGUGCAGGAGAUCGUGAUCGUCUCGACCGUAACGACAGGGACAAGGAUCGGCGAGAACGUCGAAGCUACGGCGAUCGCGAUCGUGACCGUGAUCGUGAUCGUCGCCGUACUUUCAGUGAUAACCGUGAUGAAGAGCCUGAGUGGUUCAGUUCAGGACCGACUUCUCAACACGACACCAUUGAAUUGCGUGGUUUUGACGACAUACCAGAGGAAAAGUCUAUCUCGUCUUCUGCUAAGAACAAAAAACAAUCGCCUGCCCAGAAAAAGCGCAACAAAAAGAUAACUUAUGAAAAAGAGGAAAAAGCUGCUGCUGCGGCUGCGGCUGCAGCUGCGGCCGCUGCUGCCGCCUCCACUGCUCCGUCUCAAGGGACAGCCAAUAACAAACACGAUGGCGGUACUGGUGGUAUCAAAGGUCGUAAUACACCAACAUCUUUGGAUAACUCGUCUUCAACUGCUGCGGCACACUCACCUGUUUCGAAGCAAGACGAUUCUAACAGCCAGAAAGAAAAGUCGAAUGAUUCAAGCAAAGUGUCUAAUGCUUCUUCCGAAGCAGCUUCAGCUGAUUCUGAUAAAAAAGACUUCAAAGAUAACAACUUCAAUCUCGAAGAGUUCCUCCAAGCUGAUACUGUGGACCUUCUUUCUAACGGGGCUGGAGCAGGUGAAAAGUCGGGUUCGCGUUUCAGUCAGUGGUUCCAGCGAGAAAGUCCGCCGCUGUCAAAUCAACAAAACCAACAAAUGGACCCUAUGCGGUCCUCUAUUCAAGAAGAACUUCUGAAUAAUUUGCUCAACGAUUCAUCUGAGAAAAUACCAUCGGUGACUGAAUCUAGUGCUUUCUUUGCUCCAAUCGCACCAGCUGCCAAUACUCCUGCCAUGUCUCAGCAUCGUCAUUCUCAACAACCAUCAGAUGGUACAGGAUUUAAAUUGCUUGAAAUGUUGCAAAGAAAUAAUAAGCCUAGUCAAAAUGGUCAAGGUGAUGCAGCAGGAAACAAUCUUAUGUCCAUGCUUAAUAAGAAUCCACCCAAAGAAAUGGGUGGUGGAGCUAAGAAGAUUGUUAGUCUUGAGGAAUUAGAAGCUCGAAUGCGAGGCGGUAUGCCUUCACAACAGUCUGAGCCACCGAAACCAAAUAAAUCCAAAGAAGAUAUGACUGCUUUCAAAAAAUUGCUUGCUCAAGUAAGUGGUGGACAAGCAGUACCUGCAACUAAUGGCCCAGGUCCUCAGCAAAAACAUCAGAUGCCUCCUCAAAAUAUUCAACCCAUGACUUUGAUGCAGCUUUUGAAUUCUCAAAUGAAAAAUCCUCAACCACCAGUAAUGACACCUCAGCAAGUAGCCCGCUCACCGUCCGAGCCUCCUAUGCCAGUACCACAAUCAUUCAACCAUGUAGGUCCCUUGGGACCGGUACAAAAUCAUCAUCAAUCUCAAAUGCAGCAUGAAAAUCUGAUGAAAGUACUGCAUAUUCAACAACAGCAACAACAGCAACAUCAACAUCAACAUCAACAUCAACAUCAACAAAAACAACGACAGCAUAAUGAAAUGUUGUCAAUGAUGAUGCAAAAUGCAGCACAGCAGCAGCAGCAACAACAUCACCAGAGAAUGAUUGGCGCUAGUCCCUUACCACCUGAUAUACAAAUGUUAGUUAAUAAUGCUUCAGUAACAAGAGAACUGUUGGCUAGACCUGAAGCUGAAGCUAUUAUCACUGGUAUGCAUCGAGGUGAAAUAACUAGGCAACAUCUUGUUCAGCAACUACAACAAAAUCCUGCUAUGCAGCACCGUCACAGAGAAGUUUUGGCUAGUAUUCUAAAAAUCCAUGGUGGUAUGACACCACGUACUACUAGUCCUCAUUCAAAUGCUCCUAUGCCUCAAGAUCCAAUGUUGCAACAAAUGAUUUAUCAACAACAGCAGAGGAUGACGUCACCAUUGAAUAACAUGAUGGGUGCUCGUGUACCAUCGCCGCGAGAAUUAGUAGCCCACUCUCAGAAUAUACUACAAAAUGCUUUGAUGAAGAAAAAGUUGGAAGAACAAAACUAUCGUAAACGUCAAGACCUACACCCGUCAGGGCCAAAUCCUUCGGCCAAUCCACAAAGAUCUGCUACUCCAGUAAAUAUUCCAGCUAAGCCAUCAAUCAGUCCAACGCCGUUAGCAUUCACACCAACUUCGGUGUUAAGGAAAAUGACUGCUGACAAGGAACCAGAGGUAUCAGCAGUUGGAUGUGGGUUGCAAGAUGUUAUUAAACUGCCGACCCCACAGCAUCAACAGCAAAUGCUCGCUCAGUUAGCACGGCAGCAUCCAAUGCAACAGCGGCCAGCUGGUACGCCUUCUGGUCAGCAACCGCCUUUGCCACCACCAUCACAGCCACAACAACCGCCAAAACAACAACCACCACAACCACAGCAACAGCUAUCCAACUGGGCUGUUGGUCCUAAUUCUCAAAUCAAGCAACAUCCUGGUCGACCGAUCGUCAAAGGAAGUACAUCGUCACAGAUGUCGCAAGCACAAGGACCUCAACAACAGCAACAGCAGUCAAUGCCCUCGCAAUUUCCGUAUGAAUUCUCACAACAGCAGCAGCAACAACAACAACAACAACAACAACAACAACAACAGCAACAGCAACAGCAACAACAACAACAGCAACAGCGUAACCCUCAAGGCAUAUUUGGUAGCAACGUGCGAUCAAAACACACCUUGCCACCCCAACAACCACAGUUCCCACCUCAGCAAUCGAAUCAUCAACGAGCGCCACAGCAACAACCAGCGCAAGUUGAUUCAAUUAAACAGAUGCAGCGUAUAAGUAUGCAAAUGCAAGAGGAACUAGUUAUUCAACAACAACAGCAGCAACAGAUGAGAAUUAAUAGUCAGCAAAAUGUGAGACAAGAAUUUCAUUCGAGACAAGAUAAUAGACCAAUGCGCCCGCAACAAUUGAAUAUUUCAAUCAAUCGAAAUCAGAAUUCAGCUCUGUCGAAUUUCUUGGGUGGCAGUGGAAAUGGAAAUGGUGGAGACUUGUCACCUACCUCAAAUCAAUUAGCUCGUUGGUUCAGUCCAGAACUACUCGCUCAAGCUCGGGCUGGAAAAUUGCCCGAGCUUCAACCUUCCAACGUGUUAUCUCUUGAGGAACUCGAACGAUUGCAACAUGCAUCAACAACAGUACACAAUUGAAACAAUGUUCUAUUUUAGUAGUUUUUUUGCAAAUAGUUCUAUGUGACUGGUAGCGAGAUAUUCUGUAAAACGUUUAUUGUAUUAAGUUGAAUUGGAUGAGAGGUUAUAAAUAAUGUUGAAAACGAAUCGAUCGUGAAGUUCCAGUGUUGUUGAAGAGUAAAAUAAUUCUGUUUUUGAUUAUUCAAUUUAUAUCUACAUUGAAAAAUUGGAAAAAUUGGACUUAAAAAUGUCCUCCACCGACAACACAUUCCUGACUUUUGCAGAUGUAUCAUAUUGUUGUAGUUAAUUUGUGCGAAAAAAAAUUUAGAUUGUUAUAGCAACGCUAUGUUGGAUAAACAAACCAUUUUAAAUACUUGCUUUUGUAAUGAUAAUAUUUUUGCCAGAGAGUUUUAAUAUAAGUUGAACAUUUUUAUAAAAACGUCUCUCUUUUAAUUUAUAACUCACGAAAAAAAUGUUAUACUAUCGAAUACACUUGAGUACAAUAUCUCGCUUUCAAUCGCAUACUUAUGCAGUUGGCUAAAAUUUGUAUUUAUCAUAAUAUGAAGAGUUUAUCAACUCGUAAAAUAUUUCAUUGAAAAAUUUAAAAGGGACUCUAAGGUACAAACAUAAAAUUCAAGCAAGAAAAAAUUGUUAGACGAUCUUGCAAUAAUUCUUUGAGUAUUCAUGAAUAUUACGGAAAAUAGUAA